GAAUUGGGAAACUUAACCAAAUCUGAAUCCAAAAUUUUCAGUUCCGCCAAAUCCCUUCUUUCCUUGCAAACCCUAGGGUUUUUCUUAUUUCCAGCUCCACCAAGAUUUCUCCUUUCUUUCUGGACCUGCGUUUUCAUUCGCUUUCGCCAACUUUUUUGGGGUUAGAUCUGAAAGCAGAAUGGAUUUUGGUGGACGAAAGAGAGGCAGACAAGAUGGCGGUUGGAAUGGAGCACCUAAGAGACCUAGAGACGAAACGGAGUCCUUUACACCUGGUGUAGGAAGCAAAUCAAAGCCGUGCACGAAGUUUUUCAGCACUUCUGGUUGCCCAUUUGGUGAAGGAUGUCACUUCCUGCACUAUGUUCCUGGUGGCUACAGUGCUGUGAAACAAUUUACAAAUGUGGGAGGUCCCCUUGGAAGAAAAGCUCCUAUGCAGCAACCCUUUGCCGAUGGUCCGGCCACUCCAGUCAAAAGCAAGCUUUGCAACAAAAUCAACACCCCAGAAGGAUGCAAGUUUGGAGAUAAGUGUCGUUUUGCUCACAGUGAGGUGGAGCUUGGUAGUAAAUCGUCUUUCCCAUCUUAUGAAGAUUCCCGUGGUCAACCUGGCCCCAUCAACUAUGGUGGUGGUGGCGGCUACCAAGGGCGGAUGGAACCGGCCCCACCUGGUCUGGCUGCUGCAGCUAACUUUGGUCAAUCUGCCACGGCCAAAAUCAGCAUAGAUGCGUCUCUUGCUGGGCCCAUCAUAGGGAAGGGAGGGGUGAAUUCUAAGCAGAUAUGCCGUCUUACUGGGGUGAAGCUCGCUAUAAGAGAUCAUGAUACGGACCAGAAUCAAAGGAACAUUGAGCUUGAAGGAACUUUUGAUCAGAUUAAACAGGCAAGCGCAAUGGUGCAUGAACUAAUCGUGAAUCUUGGUUCUGGUGGUGGUGGUGCAAAUGGUCCUUCGGCAAGAAAAUCUGGCGGUGGUUUCCAGCAGCAGCAGCAGGGUGGUGGGAUGGGACAUGGUGGUGCAAACAAAAUCAAGACGAAGAUGUGUGAGAACUUUGCGAAGGGACAGUGUACCUUUGGAGAGAGGUGUCAUUUUGCACAUGGACCGAAUGAGCUUCGUAGGUAGGCAACUCGCUACUCGGAUUUGGUGCUGUCAUUUCUCACCCAAAUAACCACCGAUGUCGUCAUGAAUAUUGUUGUAGGAAAGCAGUUUGUGGUAAAACAGGAAUUAUUUUAGGAACUUUGAUAUUCAUUUAAGUUUUGGUAAUUUGUUUUUUGCUACUAUCUUUUUCUUUAUUACACAUUCUAAAAAGAAAAGGGUUGGACUGCCAACUGCCAAAAUUAUGGGUGUGUUUUCUUUAUUGAGGAUUUUAUGUGGCACUCCAA
Molecule: messenger RNA, 1368 nt
Organism: Cynara cardunculus var. scolymus (artichoke)
Lineage: Eukaryota; Viridiplantae; Streptophyta; Magnoliopsida; Asterales; Asteraceae
Product: zinc finger CCCH domain-containing protein 14-like
Exons: 3
Coding region: 179-1108 (309 amino acids)
Molecular function (GO): metal ion binding; mRNA binding
Source: RefSeq, a predicted model, not a curated record